This is a messenger RNA of Calliphora vicina (urban bluebottle blowfly), 1866 nucleotides long. It is a transcript of the gene Hlc, whose product is annotated as putative ATP-dependent RNA helicase DDX56. The transcript has 4 exons. Gene Ontology annotation, molecular function: ATP binding; nucleic acid binding; RNA helicase activity. NCBI's taxonomy places the organism in Eukaryota, Metazoa, Arthropoda, Insecta, Diptera, Calliphoridae. The record is from RefSeq and is a predicted model, not a curated record. Bases 100 to 1743 code for a protein of 547 amino acids.
UGUUUAAUAGUAGGCAUCACUGCACCACAACGUGCAUUUGGGAUUUUAGAAUUUUUUGGAAAACAUUUGUAGAAAAACAGUGAAAUAUUUUAAAAUAUAAUGGCUGCCAAACGACAACUUAAACAAUUCCAUGAAAUGGAAUUAGAUGAUCGUAUACUAAAGGCCAUUUCAAAAUUAGGCUGGACCGAACCUACACUCAUCCAGGAAGCCGCCAUACCUUUAUUGCUGGAAGGUAAAGAUGUCAUAGUUAAGGCCAGAACAGGUUCCGGCAAAACAGCAGCCUUUGCUUUGCCGUUAAUACAAAAAAUUCUAAAUUCCAAAAUGAAUGCUGACGAACAGUGCACCAGUGCUUUAGUGUUGGCACCCAGCAAGGAACUCUGCCAACAGACCCGCAAUGCCAUGGAACAAAUGAGUGAAAAAUGUGGCAAAGUAUUGCGCGUAGUAGAUCUUUCCUCAACGGAUGUGGUGGCACAACGCCAUCUGCUGUCCGAAAGACCCGAUGUUAUAAUUACUACACCAGCCAAGGUAUUAUCACAUUUACAGUCAGGAGCCAUGGAUUUGAAACGUUUGGAGACAUUGGUGGUGGAUGAGGCAGAUUUGGUAUUUUCUUUUGGUUUCGAAAAGGAUUUCAAAAAAUUGGUGGAAUAUUUGCCAGCCAUUUACCAGGCCGUUUUGGUUUCAGCCACCAUUACCGAUGAUGUGAUGAACAUGAAGAAUGUCAUCUUGAAUAAUCCGGUUAUCUUGAAAUUGGAAGAACCAGAAUUGGUACCAGAAAGUCAACUGUCACAUCAGCGUAUAUUGGCUGAGGAGAACGAUAAACCAGCGAUUUUGUAUGCAUUGCUAAAGUUGCGUCUGAUACGUGGUAAAAAUGUGAUUUUUGUCAAUACCGUGGAUCGCUGUUAUAAAUUAAAAUUGUUCUUGGAACAAUUUAGCAUAAAGUCCUGUGUCCUAAACUCUGAAUUGCCAGCCAAAAUCCGUAUACACACCAUCAAUCAAUUCAAUCAGGGUAUUUAUGAUUUCAUCAUAGCCUCUGAUGAGCAUAUGUUGGAAAAUCCGGGCCGCAAUAAAUCCGAUCGUGAAUCUGGAGCUUCUAGAGGCAUUGAUUUUCAUUGUGUUUCAAAUGUUAUUAACUUUGAUUUCCCACAAGAUGUCAGUUCGUAUAUACAUCGUGCUGGGCGUACAGCUAGAGGUAAUAACAAGGGUACUGUGUUGUCAUUUGUUAGCAUCAAAGAUGCCAAAAUCAAUGAGUCAGUAGAAGAACGUCUAAAGGAGGGUUAUAUGAGUGAUGAACAAGUAAUCAAAAAUUACCAAUUCAAAAUGGAAGAAGUAGAACCCUUCCGUUAUCGCGCCCGCGAUGCCUGGCGUGCUGUUACCCGUAUUGCUGUCCAUGAGGCUCGUGUGAAAGAAAUCAAAAUCGAAAUUUUCAACAGUGAAAAAUUAAAGGGUUUCUUUAAUGAAAACGCCCGUGAUUUGCAAGUUUUACGUCAUGACAAACCUUUGAAGACGGUGAAAGUUCAACCACAUUUAUCACAAGUUCCUGAGUAUAUAGUACCCAAAGCCUUAAAACGUUUAGCUACCACAACGAUAUCCUCAACUAACAACAAGACUCCACGUUAUUUCCAAUCCUCCGCUAAGGCCGCCUAUGAAAGUCAAUCCAGUAAUCCUUUAUUGGUUAGUGAAGUUGAUUUUGGCAAAAAAUCCGGAGGCAGAGGCGGCAAGGGUGGCAAACGUCAUAAGAAGUAAUAUUACAGUUAGAGGAUUUUAUAAUUAUGUCUGUAUGUUUUAAGUAGCUUGUUUGUAGUUUUAGAAGUUAAGUUUUCUUUGUGUAUAGAAAUAUAUGUGGAUUUAUACAUAUUUUGACUUAAA